Molecule: messenger RNA, 792 nt
Organism: Colletotrichum truncatum
Lineage: Eukaryota; Fungi; Ascomycota; Sordariomycetes; Glomerellales; Glomerellaceae
Source: RefSeq, a predicted model, not a curated record
AUGAGGUUCUUCAACUUUGGUCUGGUGGCUGUGUCCUCCCUCUUUGCAACUUCUUUGGCAGCACCCGCCAUCCCCGGAGUCGGCAACAUCCCUAGCACCAACGACAUCACCGACAAAAUCCCCAGCACCAAUGAUAUCACCAACAAAAUCCCUAGCACAAACCAAAUCACCGACAAAAUCCCUAGCACUAAGGACAUUUCCAACGUCGACCUUGACGAGCUUGACAAGCGCGCUGAGCAGGUCGUCAUCAAAAAGAUUCAGACUACCAUCAUUGAGGUCAAGAAGCACACUUCCACGAUCAACUCUACCGUUGACGGUGUCUGUGGCCCCUGCGCCGCGCAGGAGAAGAAGGAGAGCAUCAUCAAGCUUGUGAAGAGCGAGAUCACCAUUAUCGUUAGCCUCAUCAACACCCUCGUCAGCGAGGUCGUUGAGCUUCUGUCCAACACCGUCGAGAUUGUUGAGGAGGAGAAGCAGAAGAUUGUUGGUCUUGUUCUGGAGCUUGUUUUCGAAAUCAUCUUUACACUCAAGAACGUGUUGAAGGUUCUUAGCAUCAGCAUCUUCGAGCUUCUGGGACCUCUUGUUUUCGUCCUCCUUACUGUUAUCGGCCACCUUCUCACCACUCUCAAUGUCUUGGUCGAGGACCUUCUCAAGAUCGUCUUCUCCGCCCUUGGUGGCGUUAUCAACCUGCUUCUGGAAGUUUUGUCGGGACUGCUGCCCACUGUUCUCGGCCUCGUCGGCGGUGUCCUCAACCAGCUUAACCUUGGUGGCCUCAUCUGCGGUCUCCUUAACUAA